AUGAAGCAGCUUUACACUGUCCCCUUCGAGAGGAACUCUGAGCGGAUAAAGGAACUCCGGUACCAAUACGUCCAGAGAGCCAUGGAACUUGAAGCCAGUGAGAAUGAACAUGGCUUCAACCUGGCAAAAACACGUCGCCGUGGAAGGAACCUGAUUGGGAAAAGGGCCACGAUAGAUGUUCCAGGCCAGAGGGGUGCCAACAUCACCAUGUGCGCAGCAAUUUCGAACGAUGGACUGCAGCUGCAGAAGGCCGGCAUAGGCCCAUACAACACCGAACGCCUAAUUGCCUUCAUAGAUGAGCUUUACGAAAGGCUCACAGCAAGAGAGGUAGACAGGCAGAAUCUACCAACGCUGACAAUUAUUUUGUUUCAGAUCACUUUCUACGAGGAGAAGAACUUCCAGGGUCGCUCCUAUGAGUGCAUGAGCGACUGCUCCGACAUGUCCUCCUACAUGAGCAGGUGCCAGUCCUGCAGGGUGGAGAGCGGCUGCUUCAUGCUCUAUGAGAGGAACAACUUCAUGGGCCAGCAGUUCUUCAUGAGGAGGGGAGAGUACAACGACAUGCACCGCAUGCAGAGCAUGGGAAUGAUGUUUGACAACAUCAGGUCCUGCAGAAUGAUCCCCUUUCACAGAGGCCAGUUCAGGAUGAAGAUUUACGAGAGGGAGAACUUCGGUGGUCAGUCCAAUGAGAUGAUGGACGACUGUGACAACAUCCAGGAUCGUUACCGCAUGUCUGACUGCCAGUCCUGCAACGUGAUGGACGGACACUGGCUGAUGUACGAGCAGCCCCAGUACAGAGGCAGGAUGAUGUACAUGAGGCCCGGAGAGUACAGGAGCUUCAGGGAUAUGAUGAGCGGCCAGAGGUUCAUGAGCAUGAGGCGCAUCACUGACAUGUGUUAGUUUCCUCAUCAAUAA
Molecule: messenger RNA, 912 nt
Organism: Gadus chalcogrammus (walleye pollock)
Lineage: Eukaryota; Metazoa; Chordata; Actinopteri; Gadiformes; Gadidae
Product: gamma-crystallin M1-like
Exons: 4
Coding region: 1-897 (298 amino acids)
Biological process (GO): visual perception; lens development in camera-type eye
Molecular function (GO): structural constituent of eye lens
Source: RefSeq, a predicted model, not a curated record